Molecule: messenger RNA, 12439 nt
Organism: Enhydra lutris kenyoni (northern sea otter)
Lineage: Eukaryota; Metazoa; Chordata; Mammalia; Carnivora; Mustelidae
Product: myosin IXA
Exons: 42
Coding region: 285-8129 (2614 amino acids)
Biological process (GO): positive regulation of GTPase activity; intracellular signal transduction
Cellular component (GO): myosin complex
Molecular function (GO): ATP binding; protein binding; microfilament motor activity
Source: RefSeq, a predicted model, not a curated record
CCCGGCCGGGCGGAGUCUCUCUGACAGGGCGGGGGAUGCGCGGCGGCCGCUCUCUCGGACCCUGAGGCUGCUGGGCCCACCCUCCCGGAACCGUCCGACCCUUGGUGGCCUUAGCCUCUGCUGUCUCCGGCGGCCUGACCCUGGGGCCGCGGGUGGGAAGUGGCUUCUGGCGAAGAGGAGGGGGCUGUGGUGGCCACCGCGGCGGAGCCCGAGUUCUUUUGCCACGAAAAUGGUUUGCACGGUCUUGAACACAUACUAUCCAUGCUGAUGGGACAGAGUCCAAUAUGAAUAUAAAUGAUGGAGGAAGACGACGCUUUGAGGAUAAUGAACAUACAUUACGUAUAUAUCCUGGGACAAUUUCAGAAGGGACUAUCUACUGUCCAAUUCCUGCCAGAAAAAACUCCACAGCUGCUGAGGUGAUCGACUCUCUUAUAAACAGACUUCAUCUUGACAAAACAAAAUGUUAUGUUCUUGCAGAAGUAAAGGAAUUUGGUGGAGAAGAAUGGAUACUCAAUCCAACAGACUGUCCAGUUCAGCGAAUGAUGUUGUGGCCUCGGAUGGCUCUGGAAAAUCGCCUGAGUGGAGAGGACUACCGCUUUCUUCUGAGAGAAAAAAACCUUGAUGGAUCAAUCCAUUAUGGUAGUCUGCAGUCAUGGCUACGGGUGACAGAAGAACGCCGCAGGAUGAUGGAACGGGGUUUUCUUCCACAGCCUCAACAGAAAGACUUUGAUGAUUUAUGUAGCUUACCUGAUUUGAAUGAGAAAACUCUUUUAGAAAACCUACGAAAUCGCUUUAAGCAUGAAAAAAUUUACACCUAUGUUGGCAGUAUUCUAAUAGUUAUUAACCCAUUCAAGUUUCUUCCUAUUUAUAAUCCCAAAUAUGUCAAAAUGUAUGAUAAUCACCAAUUGGGAAAACUGGAGCCCCAUAUUUAUGCUGUGGCUGACGUAGCUUAUCAUGCCAUGCUUCAGCGCAAAAAGAAUCAGUGCAUCGUGAUUUCAGGAGAGAGUGGUUCUGGAAAGACUCAAAGCACAAACUUUCUUAUUCACCACCUUACUGCUCUCAGUCAGAAGGGAUUUGCCAGUGGAGUGGAACAAAUUAUUCUUGGAGCUGGACCAGUGCUUGAGGCCUUUGGAAAUGCAAAGACAGCUCAUAAUAACAAUUCAAGUCGUUUUGGCAAAUUUAUUCAAGUAAAUUACCAAGAAACUGGCACCGUACUUGGUGCCUAUGUUGAAAAAUAUCUACUGGAGAAGUCCAGACUCGUUUAUCAAGAGCAUAAUGAACGGAACUAUCAUGUAUUUUAUUACCUCCUGGCAGGAGCAAGUGAAGAAGAAAGAUUAGCAUUCCAUCUUAAACAACCAGAAGAAUAUCAUUAUCUCAAUCAGAUAACAAAGAAACCCCUCAGACAGAGCUGGGAUGAUUAUUGCUAUGACUCUGAGCCGGAUUGCUUCUCGGUGGAGGGGGAAGAUUUGAGGCAUGAUUUUGAACGCUUACAACUGGCCAUGGAAAUGGUAGGAUUUCUUCCCAAGACACGAAGACAGAUUUUCUCUCUUCUCUCAGCAAUACUACAUUUGGGUAAUAUCUGUUAUAAAAAGAAGACAUACCGGGAUGACUCCAUAGAUAUCUGUAAUCCUGAAGUUCUGCCCAUUGUCUCAGAAUUAUUAGAAGUUAAAGAAGAGAUGCUAUUUGAAGCGUUAGUUACAAGGAAGACUGUGACAGUGGGAGAAAAGCUUAUCUUGCCAUAUAAGCUGGCAGAGGCUGUGACAGUGAGGAAUUCCAUGGCUAAAUCCUUAUAUAGUGCCCUGUUUGACUGGAUAGUUUUUCGGAUUAAUCAUGCACUUCUGAAUAGUAAAGAUUUGGAGCAAAAUACAAAGACUUUGUCCAUUGGUGUUCUUGAUAUUUUUGGGUUUGAAGAUUAUGAAAAUAACAGCUUUGAACAGUUCUGUAUUAAUUUUGCUAAUGAACGUUUACAACACUACUUCAAUCAGCAUAUUUUUAAAUUGGAGCAAGAGGAGUAUAGAACUGAAGGUAUCAGCUGGCACAAUAUAGAUUAUAUUGAUAAUACCUGUUGUAUAAAUCUUAUUAGCAAGAAGCCAACAGGUCUGCUCCAUCUUUUGGAUGAAGAAAGCAACUUUCCACAGGCCACAAAUCAAACAUUGCUAGAUAAAUUUAAGCAUCAGCAUGAAGAGAAUUCUUACAUUGAGUUUCCAGCCGUGAUGGAGCCUGCUUUCAUCAUAAAGCAUUACGCUGGGAAAGUGAAGUAUGGGGUCAAGGAUUUCCGGGAAAAAAAUACAGAUCAUAUGCGCCCUGACAUUGUAGCUCUUCUAAGAAGUAGCAAGAAUGCAUUUAUCUCUGGGAUGAUUGGAAUUGAUCCCGUAGCUGUUUUCCGAUGGGCAGUUCUCAGAGCUUUUUUCAGAGCCAUGGUUGCUUUCAGGGAAGCUGGGAAAAGACACAUUCAGACAAAAACUGGGCAUGAUGAUACAGCGCCAUGUGCAAUUUUGAAAAGUAUGGAUAGUUUUAGCUUUCUCCAGCACCCAGUCCACCAGAGGAGCUUAGAGAUUCUGCAGAGGUGCAAGGAAGAGAAGUACAGUAUAACCCGGAAAAAUCCCAGAACACCUCUUUCUGAUCUCCAGGGCAUGAAUACUCUAAAUGAAAAAAACCAACAAGAUACAUUUGAUAUUGCAUGGAAUGGCAGAACUGGGAUUCGUCAGAGCAGACUAUCGAGUAGCACCUCUUUGCUUGAUAAGGAUGGGAUAUUUGCUAAUUCAGCUAGCAGCAAACUCUUGGAGAGAGCCCAUGGAAUUCUCAUGAGAAACAAAAAUUUCAAGUCCAGGCCUGGCCUUCCAAAGCACUUGCUAGAGGUAAAUUCUUUAAAGCACCUGACAAGACUGACGCUACAGGAUCGCAUCACCAAGUCUCUUCUUCAUUUGCACAAGAAGAAAAAGCCUCCCAGUAUCAGUGCCCAGUUUCAGGCCUCCUUAAGUAAGCUGAUGGAGACACUUGGUCAAGCAGAACCCUAUUUUGUAAAAUGCAUUCGCUCUAAUGCUGAAAAGCUGCCAUUAAGAUUCAAUGAUGCCUUAGUGCUUCGACAGCUUCGGUACACUGGAAUGCUAGAGACCGUUCGAAUUCGCCAAUCCGGAUACAGCUGCAAAUAUGCUUUCCAGGAUUUUGUGAGCCACUUCCAUGUACUUCUUCCCCGAAAUAUUAUUCCAUCCAAAUUUAACAUUCAGGAUUUCUUCAGGAAAAUAAAUCUUAAUUCAGAUAAUUACCAAGUUGGAAAAUCCAUGGUGUUCCUAAAGGAACAGGAACGACAGCACCUACAAGAUCUGCUUCACCAAGAGGUGCUCCGCAGGAUCGUAUUGUUGCAGCGAUGGUUCAGGGUUCUGCUGUGUAGGCAGCAUUUUCUCCAUCUGAGACAGGCAUCCAUCAUUAUCCAGCGAUUCUGGAGGAAUUACCUAAAUCAGAAGCAAGUCAGAAAUGUAGCUGUGCAAAAGGAUGUUUUAGUUAUGGCUAGUGCAGCCACUCUGCUCCAGGCCUCCUGGCGUGCUCACUUAGAGAGGCAGAGGUAUUUGGAGCUCCGGACUGCAACUAUCAUCAUCCAGCAGAGAUGGAAGGAAUAUUAUAGACAGAGACAUAUGGCUGCUGUCUGCAUUCAGGCAAGAUGGAAAGGCUACAGGGAAAGUAAGAGGUAUCAAGAACAAAGAAACAAAAUCAUCCUUUUGCAAUCAAUUUGUAGAGGAUUCAGAGCAAGACAAAGGUUUAAAAUUUUAAAAGAACAAAGACUGAAAGAAACAAAACUAGAACUUGGAUUGGCAAAUACUGAGCCUUCUGGAGCUCUGGAAAUCCAGGGUUCAGACCCUUCAGAAUGGGAGGAUUGUUCCUUUGAUAACAGAGUUAAAGCUAUAGAGGAAUGUAAGUCUGUGAUAGAGAGUAAUCGAAUUAGCCAGGAAAGUUCAACAGACUGCUUGAAAGAGUCCCCAAACAAGCGACAGGAGAGAGCCAGAAGCCACAGUGGUGCAGACUUGCAGGAAGAAGUGAUUGUCAGAGAGAGACCUAAGUCCUUGGAGGAUCUCCACCAAAAAAAAGUAGGUCGGGCCAAAAGAGAAAGUCGGAGAAUGAGAGAAUUAGAGCAGGCUAUAUUUAGUUUAGAAUUGUUGAAAGUUCGUUCUCUUGGUGGCGUAUCUCCCUCCGAGGAACGUAGAUGGUCUACAGAACUGAUGCCGGAAGCCCUUCAGUCUUUACAUGGUACACCUGACAGUGAAAGCUCUCAGGGAAGCUUGGAACUUCUGAGUUGUGAGGAAAGCCAGAAGAGCAAACUGGAAUCCAUAACUUUAGAUGAAGGAGACUUGCAGCUUCAGUCACCUAAAAUAUCUAGCAGUCCAAAAUUUGAUUCGCAGAACAAUGCCGUCAGUGCCUCAGGUGAGACUAACUAUACUUUGAUUGAAAAGGGGGCAUCCUCUGACUCAGUCUAUUUGAAGAAUGGGACUAUGAAGGAAAAACUGGUUUGCAGUUCUGAAUCUAUUACCUGUAAGCCACAGCUGAGAGACCCCUUUAUUUCAAAUAGUUUGCCUACGUUUUUUUAUAUCCCUCAACAAGACCCACUGAAAACAAGUUCCCAACUAGAUACAAGUAUCCAGAGAAACAAGCUAUUAGAAACUGAAGAAACACUUUCAGCUCUCACUUCGGAUAUCAACAGGGAAGCCAGAAUGUACCACUUUCCAGGAGAAAAUCAAGUUGUUACAUCUUUGAAUACAGAUUCUUCUAAUACUGUGCUGAAGAAGUUAGAAAAGCUAAACAUUGAGAAGGAAGAAAGGCAAAAGCAGUUGCAGCAGCAGAAUGAAAGAGAGAUGAUGCAACAGAUUCGUCAGCAGACAGGUAUUUUAGAGAAGGAGCGUAAAGCCUUCAAGACGAUUGAAAAGCCAAGAACUGGGGAGUCCUUCCUGACACCAUCUUUCCAUCCAUCAGAGCAAAGAGCAGAGAGGCCAUCCUCCCUCCUUAUUCUGAAUACCCUAAAUAAGGAAGAGCCCAAUGUAGUAGGGCCUCCAUCAGUAACAGUAAAAGAUGCAGCUCUUCUUCCAAAAGAUAGCCCUUCUGCUCACCCACCCCAGAAGGACCGACCUGUCACCUUGUUCUUUGAAAAGAAAGGAGGCCCAUGCCAGUCUGCUACUACCAAGGAAUUAUCCAAGACAGACAGAAUAUGCACCCAACUGAAUGUAGCCAGUAAACUCUCUAAUAAUCGUAUUUCAAAAAGAGAACACCACAGACCUACUCAGUCUUAUAGCCACAAAUCUGAUGACUCCUCCAGAGAUGGAAAUACUAGGGUUAUUUUCUUCACACCAAAGGACAAUAUGAGUAUUUCCCUUGUCAACAAGGAAGCCUUAAACAGUGGAAAUCCUCAACUCUGUAAACAAGAUGAACCAAAUUGGAAACCUGUGAAGUUAACUGGGCCGGGCAAAGGAGAGCAGGUUGCCAGACCGGCCCAUAAAAAGAAAGCUCGAAUGGCGCGGACGCGCUCCGAUUUCUUGACUAGAGGUACUUUUGCCGAUGGGGAGGGGGAUACAGAGGAAGAUGAUUACGAUGACAUUAUUGAGCCCCUUCUCUCCCUUGACCAAGCUUCUCACUCUGAGCUAGGGCUUGCACCCAGCCUGGGUCAGGCCUCUCACAGUGACUCCGAAAUGACGUCACAGCGAUUUUCUUCAGUUGAUGAAGAAGCAAAGCUUCAUAAGACUAUGUCUCAAGGAGAGAUUACAAAAUUGGCAGUGAGGCAGAAAGCUUCAGAUUCGGAUAUAAGACCUCAGAGAGCUAAGAUGAGAUUCUGGGCCAAAGGGAAACAAGGGGAGAAGAAGACUACCCGAAUGAAAGCUGCCACCCAGUCAGAGGUUUUGGGAUUCUUUGCUGGCUCAGAUACGAUUCUAUCUCAUCAGUUUCCAGAUGAAUUAGUUCAGUAUCAUCCGACACCUCCUUUGAGCCCAGAAUUGCCUGGUAGUUGCCGGAAGGAGUUUAAAGAGAACAAAGAACCUUCUCCAAAGGCAAAGCGGAAGCGAAGUGUGAAGAUCAGCAAUGUGGCUUUGGAGUCUAUGCACUGGCAAAAUGACUCUGUCCAGAUCAUAGCAAGUGUCAGUGAUUUAAAAAGUAUGGAUGAAUUUCUUCUGAAAAAGAUGAAUGAUCUAGAUAAUGAAGACAGCAAGAAAGACACAUUAGUGGAUGUUGUAUUUAAAAAAGCCUUGAAAGAAUUUCGGCAGAAUAUCUUCAGCUUUUAUUCGUCUGCCUUGGCGGUAGAUGAUGGGAAAAGCAUACGAUAUAAAGACCUCUACGCACUAUUUGAACAGAUUCUGGAAAAGACCAUGAGGCUUGAGCAGCGUGAUUGGAGUGAAUCUCCAGUCAGAGUUUGGGUCAACACUUUUAAAGUGUUUUUGGAUGAAUAUAUGAAUGAAUUCAAAACUUUGGAUUGUAUACCCACAAAGGUGGAAGAGCACAAUGGUCACAUCUUUAAGGCUACCCAGUAUAGCAUCCCUACAUACUGUGAAUACUGUUCUUCUUUGAUAUGGAUAAUGGACCGAGCCUCUGUUUGCAAAUUAUGCAAAUAUGCUUGCCAUAAGAAAUGCUGUCUGAAAACCACAGCCAAGUGCUCUAAAAAGUAUGAUCCAGAGCUGUCAUCUCGACAAUUCGGGGUUGAAUUGUCCCGUUUGACCAGUGAAGAACGAACUGUUCCUUUAGUGGUGGAAAAGCUCAUAAACUACAUUGAAAUGCAUGGACUGUACACAGAAGGGAUUUAUCGAAAGUCUGGUUCAACUAAUAAAAUCAAGGAGCUUCGACAAGGUCUAGAUACAGAUGCUGAGAGUGUAAACCUGGAUGACUAUAACAUACAUGUCAUUGCAAGUGUAUUCAAACAAUGGCUUCGUGAUUUGCCCAAUCCACUCAUGACCUUUGAGCUCUAUGAGGAAUUUCUUCGAGCUAUGGGCCUUCAGGAGAGGAAAGAAACAAUCCGUGGUGUAUACUCUGUGAUUGACCAGCUCUCCCGAACUCAUCUAAAUACACUGGAACGCCUCAUCUUUCAUCUAGUCAGGAUUGCUCUACAGGAAGAAACUAAUCGAAUGUCUGCUAAUGCUUUGGCCAUUGUAUUUGCCCCCUGCAUUCUUCGAUGCCCUGAUACCAUUGACCCACUACAAAGCGUGCAGGACAUCAGUAAGACUACCACCUGUGUGGAGCUGAUUGUUGUAGAACAGAUGAAUAAAUACAAGGCUCGUCUCAAAGACAUCAGUAGCCUGGAAUUUGCUGAGAAUAAGGCAAAGACCAGGCUGUCACUGAUUCGUAGAUCAAUGGGAAAGGGGCGACUUCGUCGAGGAAACUAUCCAAGUCCAUCCUCUCCUGUUGUGGUCCGGUUGCCCUCCAUGUCCGAUGUCCCAGAAGAGACCUUGACUAGUGAAGCCACAGUGGAGACUGACAUCACAGAACAACAGCAAGCAGCCAUGCAGCAAGAGGAGAGGGUACUGACUGAGCAGAUUGAGAACCUACAGAAAGAGAAGGAGGAGCUAACAUUUGAGAUGCUUGUACUGGAACCCCGUGCUUCUGAUGAUGAAACCCUUGAGUCUGAGGCCUCCAUUGGGACUGCUGAUAGCUCAGAAAAUUUGAAUAUUGAGUCUGAAGGUGCCAUCUCUGAGAAAUCAGAGAGAAGCUUGGUCCUUAGCUCCCUGAAGGCAGCUGGCAAAUCUGAACCUUCAAGCAAGUUACGAAAACAGCUAAAAAGGCAGCAAGACUCUUUGGAUUCAGUAGACUCUUCAUUCUCUACUUUAUGUUCAUCUAACACUGCAUCUUCUCAUGGGACCAGAAAACGAUUUCAGAUUUAUUCUAAAUCUCCUUUCUACCGAGCUGCCUCAGCUGGCGAGGCCCUGGGAGUGGAAGGGCCAUUCGGUCAGACCAAAUCCCUGGAAGACAGGCCUCAGUUCAUCAGCAGAGGAACCUUCAACCCUGAAAAGGGCAAACAGAAAUUAAAGAAUGUGAAAAACUCACCUCAGAAAACCAAAGAGACCCCAGAGGGGACAGUUGUGACUGGCCGCAGGAAAACUGUGGACCCAGACUCCAGCUCCACCCAACAGCUAGCUCUCUUUGGAAAUAAUGAGUUUAUGGUCUGAACUGGCAGCUGUGUGUCCCUUCAUGGCUACAGAGUGGUAAACACAUCUCAGCUUCGGGGCCUCUUCUCAUCCCCUCGUCCACAAUAGUCCAACCUAAUUGUGGUCCUGCCUCUUGCCCAAGCAUACAACCAAGAACUUGUGUGCUAAUUUCCUGGGCCUCCUGCAGAAACAGAAAGGCCUCUGUGAAGCCUGCUGGGGAUGGUGCCAGCUGUGCCUUGGCUGCUGUAUUUGACUGGGGAGUUCACUAAACAGAGCCACCGGGGGCCUGCGGAUUUGGGUCAGUUGUGGAGAUCUUCCUAGUUGCCUCUCCUCCAUCCUCUUUUCCUUCCCAGAGGUGGGUGUUGAACUGGGGGGAACAUGGUGGGCCUGAGGGAACCACUGAUUUUUGACAUUUGAAGAAAACAUAUAAAUCUUUCUUAACCGUGAAAGCAAAAGCCUUUGGGUUUAUUUUGGGAUAGUUAGGAGCUGGGGUAGAAUAUAAUUUUUUUCCAAGGAUUUAUAAACAAAAAGCUUAAGCCCUCUAUUUUAAGAUUUUUGAGAAAUACUCCAUGUUAUAUUCUGGGGAAAGUAAAAAUGUAAUUGUUUCCAUGAAGCCAUCAGAGCAUGUCUCAGACAUCUGGUUACAUGAUGAAGAAGAGAGUACAUGUUUUGUUUUUUGAUGAUGUUCAGUGUCAUAAUAAUGCCGGUUUCACUCCUGGUUAGUUUCUGCCAAAUAUAUUGCAUGGGCUGAAGUUUCAGUUUUCCUACUGUACUCAGACUUCCUGGUCCUAGGAUUAGGUUCCUCUAAUUUUUUUAAAGCAUCUCAGAGAUGUGGUGAUCCCUAAACAAGAGGGUCUCAUCCUAAUCCACCCAGGCUUUCCUCUUUGUAUAGAUUAAUAAGCUGAAGAUCACGUACGAACCUGUUCAUCUGCUGGUGGAUUUCCACCACAAACUCAGACAAGUGAUGUGACCGUCUAAUCACUUCUCCUAAAACAUUCAUACACAACACUGCAUGAAUAAGUGUUAACAGAAAGCUGCCAAAAAAAAUUAAAAAUUUUUAAUAUAACCAUCUAACUAUUACCUUCUUUUCCUCAGACCAUCAGUAUUAAAUAGAUGAAAAAAUAAAUCAAGGACUACUUGAAGCUAUUUUUGUUAAUAUUCUGGUUACUGAAGUUUACUGUAAAUAUAUAUGUAUAGUAUGCAUAUUUCUUUUUAACCUUAUGCUUCCCUCCUCCUGGUGGAAUUUCUUCCCACAGAUUAAGGGCCAUUGGAUAGGGGUGAGAGCCACUAUCCCAGGGUUGAGGGAAAAACCAGACCAUCUUUUUCACCACUGGGUGUCUCCCUACACCUGAGCUAUAAUAGCAUUUUAAGCUUCUUAGCAUUUGUGGGAUUAGAAAUCUGUUUUUGCUAUUUAUAAUAUAUGGAAGAUGAAACAUGAUACUCUUUCUUGAGAUAAGUAUGUGAAAAUGUUUAUUUUUAAAGUUACUAAAUGCAUCUUGUCUAACUACCACGUGCACUGUUCUGAAAAAGAGCCUUUACCAUCUGUAACCUGAAUUUUGGUUAUUCUUUCUUUUCAUACUUCGAUUUGAAGUUGUGGAAAUGUUAAGACUUUGUUAGGGCAGAUUCUCUCCUGUUACACAACACUGAACCUCAUGUCACUGCCUCAGUGGUUAUUGUCAAGCCCCAGAGGUCAGGCUUAGAACAUCAUUCUGAGUGGCAGCUAAAGGUAGCAGGAGUCUUACCUCUCCCUGGUUUGGUUUCAGAAAUGAGCUAGGGAAAGGAAUCUUUUUAAAUCUCCAGAAUGAUGAUGGUUGUGAGUAAGUGUUAGAUUUUAUAUCCCGCAAACAUCUGCCACCUUAUUCAUGCUGAGGAAUAAUAAAUGUUAAAGCCUUUUAAAAAUCGAACUUUGGAGAAUCUCUUAGAGGAAAGCCCAACCCCUCAGCAUGGUCAGGUCCCAGUGGGACUUCUGGGGCCCCAGGGCCCCAAGCCAGGCUACGCAGGCUGUUUCAGUAUUCCUGGGGGAGUAGUGUCCUGCUGGGCAUGGACUGCUACUCUCUACUUGCUCCAGAACAUUGAUUAAAUACCACAUGAGAAAGAGAUGACCCUUGUUGGAUAAUUUCCUUUGGCUCCAAGGAACGGCCUAGAGAACACAUCUUGGCAUAUGUUCUCCCUUCUAAAUUUUUGCAGAUUUUCUUUGUUUGUUUGCAAAAUAAGUUUUUGGCAGUUGGAAAAAAAAAAAAAAAAAUUACUCCUGUAGGCCACUUUAGAAGAACUAGGCAAUGGAUGUUAAGAGACUUUAUAUUUCUCAGGGACCUGAAACCUGAAUUUGGAUAAAAUUAAAUAAAAAAUACUUGUUUUUUGGUUGCUAGAUUUGUGGAUUUCUAGUCAUUUAACAAAGUGCCAGAAUGGAGGGUUGUGGGGGCGGGGAGAGAUCCGCACAAUCCUAAGAAUUAAGAGCAAGUGUGGGACCCCCCCUUUGAAGGAAAGAAAGCUUUGCUUCUCAUAGGAUAACAAAUACUGUUGGCCUAACAAAGAGAUGAAGCCAUAACUCCUAAAAACUGUCAGAACCAAGUGCUGUAUCUUCUUCCAUAUGGUCUUAACUGGUCCUCUCUGUGGUUAAAGUUAUGUCACCACAAAGUGAUGCUGUAUUAUAAUCAUUUACAAUGAAGAUGUGUAACCCUCAUAUACAUCGCAGCUGCGCUGCCCAUUGCUUCUGCUUUGCUUUUCUUUGAUCUCACAUGCUACAGACAAAAAUCCCUGUGUGGCAGCAAUGGGGCAGCCCCACAUUUGGAGCCCAUACUCCAAAAUACAGAGGAAUUCUGUUCGUAUCACACAUUCCAGCCCCAAACAAAGCCUGGAUUUGCACUUCUCCACAUUAAAGCCAGCUAUCCCUUAUCAUGGAAAAUGAAAUAGAAGCAGAGAAGUAUCAUUUUAAGGUUACAUUGUGUAUCAUAAGUGAAGCAAAUUUGUUUAAACAGCAAGGAUCAGGGAGGUGACAUACUUAGUUUGUAAUGCACUUCCUGCCAUUUUAAUUCCUUUGCUACUCUGGGCUUCUAGAAACACAAAGGGGAGAUACAGAGUUCUCAGUACCGGCCUUGAAGAGACAGAGGGACCUGAAGUCAGGGAAUGGGAUACCAGAGCCCCUACCUUCUCAUACUUUGGAAACCAGCCGCAGCUCUUACCCUGCUGCUGGGAGGUUAGUGGAGACUUCUGUGUUCUUGACAGAGGGUGGUUUUCACUGUCAAAGACAGAGAAGAGAAGAGGGGGUCCCAGAAGCAUGCUGAAAAGAGGAAGUCCAGCAAGGUUCUGCAGGCCCACUUCAGUGACUCUGGGCCAUGUUGGGUUUAUUUGUUUUUGUAUUUUUAAACUAUAACUAACGAAUGUGUACCUUUCACAAGCACUUUGGUGAACUAGAGAAGAAAUUCUCAGGAUGUGUUCAAAGCUAAGAGAGUUUUAAUUUUAAAAAGAAACAUAGUUCAGAUGGUUUUCCUCAUCGGUGGGGGAGCUAGGCAAUGGGCAUGCAUCGUUCUGUGUUGACAAAUGCAUUAUGUCUAUCCAUAAUUUUGUGACAGUUCCCCAGCACUGUCCACCCAAUAACACAAUGCCGGCCUUGGUAGUAAGUCCUUGGCAUUUGAGGGAGUCCUCAGUCUUUCUGUGCCCCUCAUAUAAUUUUUACCACUUUUUUUCUGGAACCACUCCCACAUUUGAUUUGGUGUUAAAAGGUAACAGCAAAAUAAUGAUUGUGGAGGUGGAUCUAUUAGGUCUUAUCGGUCUCUUGGUUAAAAGUGUUUUCAAAAAAGCCACACGAAGGCACCUAUCCCCUUGCUAUUCAUUUAUAAUUAAUACCUAUUAUCAACCCUCUUAGGUCAUAUAAAAGUUGGCACCUUUUGAACCAAGUAAUUGCAUUUACUAGAGGAAACGUGUGGAUUACAAAUUAGUAUUGUAUUAUUUUAAUAGAUUCAAAGUAAUUUAUAAGUAUGCUGAGUGUAAAUUUUUAAAAGACUAUGUAUUGUAAAAAGACAUAUCCUGUGAAAUAUAAUAUCAUUUUACUGUUUAACAGAAUAAUUCUAUAAAAAGAAUGAUUUAUCUCACCCACAGAACUGAUUACAUUCCUGAUGCAAUCAACAGGCACUUUGUAAUUUCCUUUUGGGUUGGUUUUUUGGUUGUUGUUUUUUUGUUUUUGUUUUUGUUUUCUGUUGUUGUGGGGGGGGGAGCAAAACAUCAUCUGUAGAAAGUGCAGUUUGUGUCACUCCGAAUAUGCACUGUACAGCUACACAAAAGCAGCUUGAUGAACAAAUCACUCCAUGGCUCAUUAAAGAACAAAGCUUCCA